Messenger RNA from Tachysurus vachellii, 1756 nucleotides. It is a transcript of the gene zmat4a, whose product is annotated as zinc finger, matrin-type 4a. Lineage: Eukaryota; Metazoa; Chordata; Actinopteri; Siluriformes; Bagridae. Gene Ontology annotation, cellular component: nucleus. The record is from RefSeq and is a predicted model, not a curated record. The transcript is spliced from 7 exons. The coding region runs from base 123 to 893 and encodes 256 amino acids. Gene Ontology annotation, molecular function: zinc ion binding; nucleic acid binding.
ACUCCUUCCCGACGGCCAAUGAGACGCGAGCGGCGGGGCGGAGCGUUUGACCCCCGAGCGAAACGCAGCGCGCGACCUCACAUUCCACCCGCCAGUACCGCACGCACGCGCUCCACCGUUGCAUGGAUUACGCCGUUUCCCUGCAGCUUCAGCACAAGCUCGCCGAGCCUCCGACGCGUUUACCGCGCGACUACACACUGCAGCUACAGAUGAAGUCAACAGAAGUGGAACAGGGCCUUUUCACGGACACCUACUGCAAAGUGUGCAGUGCGCAACUCAUCUCCGAGUCUCAGAGAGUGGCACACUACGAGAGUCGAAAACAUGCAAACAAAGUGCGUCUCUACUACAUGCUUCACCCAGUGGAUGGAGGAUGUCCGGCCAAGAAACUACGGACACACAACGGCAGCGAGGAAGGAGAUGUGGACAAGAAUAAGUGCUGCACGUUGUGUAACAUGUCCUUUACCUCAGCCGUGGUUGCGCAGUCGCAUUAUCAAGGCAAGAUCCACGCUAAGAGACUCAAGCUAGUGCUUGGAGAACAGCCUAGCAUCAUAGGGAAAGAGGUUGCACCCAGUCCAGUUAAAAUGCCAUCUGAAAGCUGGCCACAGCUGAAUGGGGACUCAGAUCGCUACUGCCAGCUGUGCCACGCGUGGUUCAACAACCCGGGCAUGGCGCGACAACAUUACGAUGGCAAGAAGCACAAGAAGAAUGCAGCACGUGCCGACCUGCUGGAGCAGUUAGGCAAGACACUGGACAUGGGUGAAAUGAAAGGUCUGAAGCGUAGCUACACUUGCGACGUGUGCAGCGUCACGCUCAACUCCGUGGCACAGUACCACGCACACCUGCAGGGCUCCAAACACCAAAACAACUUAAAGAAUCAGUUAUGUGUCCAGUAACGUGGUGCAGGAAGCUAACUGUCAGAUUGAUUGAUGUCACACGGGCUUUGAUUAGCUCGCCCAGAAUCUCUGCCACUUCCCUUUGUCUGUUACUUCUUCCAUGUCUGCAUUUUGAAGUCGCUGUCUGUCCAUCCAAACCAGGAAGACCAAGAUUUAUUUAUUUAUUUAUUUAUUUAUUUAUUUAUGACUGUAAGAAUGUCAUUAUACCCACUGCUUAAAAAAUACUUCACAUUUUAUUUUGACAAACACAUUGCAUUUUUCAUGUCAUGUUUGUAGGAUUAUUUACAGAACCGUAUCUUCUGUCUCAUCCUGUAUGUUUGCGGGUUUAACAGCUUCGACUUUCAUUGCGUUCUGUCAGCCAGGGGUUGCGAUGAUGCAUGAACAAUUUUUUUCUUUUUUUUACCCAGCUAAGCAAUAUGUAUUAAAGAAAAUCAAAUGUAUUAUUAAUGAAAUGGAUUCUGACUUAAUAGCAACACUGAAAGAGAAAUAUGGCAAAUAGUACUUUAAAGCCAGAUAUACGUGCAUCUCACCUUGUACAACAAGGGCAUUGUGGGUAAUCUGUUAGGAGAUAUGGCCAUAUCAUCAGGGUUUGAAAUACUAAGAUUUCACUAGUACUUUGGUUUAAAUUGACAAGUGCAACACAAUGUCUUCCUCAUUUUACCCCAAAUAUAGUGGAUCAACCAAAAUUUGAUGUCAGAUGUUUGCAUUAUUAGUUGUGACCUGGAGCUGCGAGGCUAAUGAGUAUGAAAUAUUCAAGCCUCCAGUUUAGCAUCACUUACAGUACCUGCAUGCCCAAGCAGACUUAAGAACAAACCAUGUUAAUCAACUAUAUUUGAGAUAAUGAGGACAUGUGUGUAAAUAUU